AUGGCCCUCCCCACUGUGACAAUUGUUUCGGGGGGGAGGGUGCCAGUGGAGCCUGCUGGUUCUCAUGUUUCAAGGGAGCAACCCUUGUUGCAGCAUGGAUGGCCUCACCAUCCUCCCAUGGAGGAUGUGAUGAUGAUUGACCAUGCUGUUGGCUUCCCAGACAUCCCUAGUGAUGUCCAAAUGACCCUGGAUGAGGGUGCACCCUCUGUUCCUGCACAGGGAACAAUGUUCCCUGAGUUUGAUGGGACAGAAUGGCCCCAUCAUGUGCAUAGUCUGGGCAAAGGCUCAGACAGUAAGAAUAAAAUCCUCUUCAUGAGGAUCAACAACAAUCUCUACACCUAUGAGGGUGAAAAGAUUGACAGUGUGAAGUGCAACCUCAGGUUGUGCAUUGUCCCACCAGUCCUGGUGGGCAAGAGACUGUAUGGCUGGGCUGUACAAUUUGAAGGAGGCAUCCUGGGGCCCAUUGCCCUCUUCAACACUGUGCAGGACCUUAUAGCUUACCUCAACUUGUGGAAAAGAUGCAAGUUGGGGUCAAACAAGAUCAUCAACCUUGCACUGAGUGAAUGGAAGCCCCCUGCAUGGUCUUCCAAGAAAUCUUGCAAGAGGAGAGAGGCUCUCAAAGAAAGGGGGAAGGCAGUCCAACCCCAAGGGGAGGAGGAACAAGCAUCCACUGUGGGGAUACCCCCACCUACAUCUGGCCCCUCUGAAGGUGCUCCAGUGCUGCAGGAGUGGAUAGCAGACACUCCUUCAGGCUUGACUCCAGUGCCUGAUGUAGGAUCAACUCCUACCCCCACUCUCAUUGACCACAUGAGACUCAACAGGCCAAGCUCCCAAGCUCAGUCCUCCAUGAGGACACAACCUCCUUGCAAGGAAAAAGGGGCAAAGCCCUCUUGUGGGAAGUCUAGGGGUAUCCCUGAGCUACCGUCAAAUGCCCCUCCCCUCAACAGCUCCAUCAAAGCUUGGAGGGAGUUCAUUGACAAAGAACAGAGGCACCCUCACUGGGGCAAAGACAGGGUACUGGGGACAUCUAGAAGGCCAGAUGACUCUGAUGCAGGGGCCAAUCCUCUGUCUCUGUGCAACAUCUGA
Molecule: messenger RNA, 1086 nt
Organism: Pisolithus orientalis
Lineage: Eukaryota; Fungi; Basidiomycota; Agaricomycetes; Boletales; Pisolithaceae
Exons: 4
Coding region: 1-1086 (361 amino acids)
Source: RefSeq, a predicted model, not a curated record